AUGCUUAUCAGUGAGACACACCUCAAAGCCAAACUCCAACUCAAUAUCCCGGGCUACUUCGUGUACCGUCAAGACGAGGUGUCGCCGCAAGGAGAAGCAUACCGUGGACUGGCUGUCCUGGUGAAGAGGACGCUAGUACACCAAGCCGUGGAACCCAAAAGGCUCGACACCCUCUAUGCCCUCGGCGUCGACAUCCAGGUAGGCGGAGGUGAGAUGCGUCUUGACGCCGCAUACCGGGCACCUUCAAGACCCCUUCGAGUCCAAGAGGUCCGCGACCUACUACUUACCGCACCUCCAACAACACCAACAAUCAUAGCGGGUGACCUGAAUGCCAAACACCAGGCCUACGAUACGAACUACGAAGAGGUCGACGCAGCGGCAGUCGAACUCGCCAGAGCCCUACAAGCAGCGCUGCGCGCCUCAGAAAGCACCAGGCCGAGAUCGGAACGGCAGGACCCACUGUCCCACCAGAUCCGGAAAAUGCUUGAGGAGAAGCGCGAAGCCAAAACCUCUGGCAGAGAACCAGACACCCCACAACCAAAACCCGGUACAAUAAAGCCACCAACCAGGUCAAGGCUGCACUGUGGGAACACAGGGGCGACGCGUGGGAGGACUUCCUGCUCUUCAUCGAGGACGAGCAACCUUCCAUCCACAAGCUCUGCAAAAAAACUAUCCGCAGAGCCUACCCCCACUGGCCCACUGUUCGGACACGACGGCCUUCUCCGGUGCCAAGCUCAAGACCGCGCCGAAAUUCAUCGCGCACAACCUAGAAAGGCAGUUCAUGCCCCAUGA
This is a messenger RNA of Arctia plantaginis, 792 nucleotides long. Lineage: Eukaryota; Metazoa; Arthropoda; Insecta; Lepidoptera; Erebidae. The record is from the annotation of a GenBank genome assembly.